CUAGGUUUUAUCCUAGCAAUCUGAGUUAAUGCUCAGCCUAUGUAUAAGGACAGAGGACCUCCAAAAACUCAAAUUUCUCCUGAAGAACAAAAAGAAUUGGAUAAACAGAGAGAAGAAUUCAAGAAAGCAUGGGCUAAAGCAACUGAUGAGAGAAGUAACGAUAUUGAAGAUGAUUAUGAGCCUAUUGAACCUACCGAGCUUACUGAGGACACAAAUGAGCCAAAACUUGAAGAGGAUCAGAUUCAUCAGCAAGUAGAAGUAGAGGCUGAGACUGGAGAGCAAGAGCAAGUCGAUAUUCAAGAGGAACAGGAAAAACCAAGUUCAAAUCAAGUUUAUAUUCCUGAAGAAAGUCAACAAGUGUUUUCUGAAGAAACAAUUUCAGAAAAUCCUACUGGGACAAAUCAGGAAGAAUUACCAUUACAAGAAGAAGUUAGAAAUGAUUAUUCAAAACAAAAGUAUCAAUAUGGAAGUAAUGAGAGGAUCAGUUCAAACUAUGGAGAUGGGGAUUAUAAAGAUCCUCAAGUAGUUUCAGACUCUCCUCAAGAAUAUGGAUAUGGCUCACCUACUCCUUCAUACCAUCAAGGUGGAAAUCCUUACACGUAUGAAGAUACUCCUCCUGAGGAAAAUAUUGAAGAGCCAGUUGUUGAUGGAGAACCUCCAAAGGUGAGUUUUAGCGGAGAAGGAGUGAAUGAAGAACAAGCGGGUGUUGACAAUCUCCAAGGAUUAAAGCAAGAGGAAAAUGAAGGGCUUAACAUUAAAAGUGCCCCAAUUGAGAAUCAUCAGCAUAACCAUUAUGGUUACAAUCAUUAUGAUCAUAUAAAUCAUGAGCAAGGGCAUGAUCAUCACAGUCAUAGCCAUGACCACCACGAUCACCAUAACCAUACACCUUCUCAUGUAAUAAUUGAUGAUGAGAGUGAGAUCACUGAAGAAGAUCUAUAUGACUCACAAGAUUCUCAUGUUCCUUCUGGAGACCAUCUCCAACAACAAGUCGAGCAUGGAGGACGCUCCAGUCUUGGAUCUUCCAACAGUGGACAACUAAUAGAAGGAGCAGAGAGAGUUAAAUUAGGAGAUGAAGCCAAGGAUGUCCCUCAGCCAACAAUGUUAAUUGGAGAAAUCGAAACUAUCUCACUUCUGUUCAAGUAUGAGAAGAUCUUAUAUGGAAUCAAAGAGUUUGCAGAUACUUAUGCUGAGUAUUUUGAGAAAGAACUAGGAUUCCCAUAUCCAUUUAACUAUAUAGCUUUCGUAGUUGUAACAAUUGUUACUUCUUAUAUCGCAAAUAAGUUGAGAAAUUUGGUUUUCCCUAAAAAGAAGAAAGAUGCCCAUGUUUUUAAUAAUAUUGACUCUGUCGAUUUGAGUAAACUGAUGAAACUACUUGAAAAAAUUGAGAAACAAGAAACAGGAGUUAAAGAUAGAAUAGAGGAGAAGAUCGAUAAAGGAAUAACUCAAAAUUUACCUACUGCUAUUGACCAUACUCAGCAAAUUAAUGAGCUUAACAGUCAGAUUGUUGAUCUAAAAGGAAAAUUGGAGGAGAUAACUUUAACGCAAUUGAAAACAUUCAAAAUGGUCGAAUCUUUAGCUACAAGUCAAAAUGAUCUUGAGACAAAUAUGUAUAAAGCUAUCAUGAAGAUCUAUACAAUGAUAAAGGAUACUAGCACAAGCACGUUUUCUUCAAGUGGCAGUAGCAGAACAAGAGAUGUGAGCCCAAUUAGUUUCCCAGAGAGAAAAUAAAUCAAAUAUCCAAUUA
Messenger RNA from Moneuplotes crassus, 1744 nucleotides. Lineage: Eukaryota; Ciliophora; Spirotrichea; Euplotida; Euplotidae. The record is from the annotation of a GenBank genome assembly.